CUCAACUAUUGCCGUCCUUUAUAUCAAUUGCCCUCCAUUAUAUUUCUAUUAUUUCCAGAGAUUUCAACAUCCAAAUACGCCUAAUUUAUUUGACACACAAGUAUCUUGUAAUUAAAGAACACACCCUUCACCUUCUCGUUUGUUCUUUGAUUUUCCAACCGCCUCCUUUGUGCUGCACAUUGAAUCCUAACCGGACGCUGUUCCUUUCUGUCCCUCUCCGUCGCUUACCGGAGUUUGCGGAAUCGCGCAAAAUAGAUAGAGACUCAUCAGUUAGCUUUCUCUGUCCCAAUUCUGUUGACUUCGGCUUCUUGUUUCCGGAAACAAAGUGAAGAAAUUCGUCACGAAAGAAUAAUAAAAGUGAAGAAUUUCGAAGGUUUUUUGAAAUUUCCUUCUUCUGCAUGCCAGCAGGAGCCCCUUUUGAGACUUCCUCGUUAUUAACAUCGGAAGGUUAAUUGUACGUGCCACUUGGAGGCAGAAAGUUCUCAAGUGAUUUUGAGCUUAGCAACUAAACCAUAAUCGUGUUCAUAAUCUCUGGUUCUGUAAUUGAUUGUUCUUGAGGUGAACAUAAUGGCCUAUGAUUUGAGUUCAGUACUCUCAAAUUUGCAAAUGGUAUCCACAUCUGAUCAUGCCUCCGUCGUCUCCAUGAACCUAUUCGUGGCACUGCUCUGUGCUUGCAUCGUGAUUGGCCAUCUUCUUGAGGAGAACCGGUGGAUGAAUGAGUCCAUCACUGCACUUUUAAUUGGUCUUGGCACUGGUGUAGUAAUUUUGCUGAUUAGUGGUGGCAAAAGCUCACAUCUUCUUGUUUUCAGUGAAGAUCUUUUCUUCAUAUACAUUCUGCCACCUAUUAUAUUCAAUGCCGGGUUUCAGGUGAAAAAGAAGCAGUUCUUUAAAAACUUUAUCACCAUCGUGUUGUUUGGUGCUGUUGGUACUUUGAUAUCUUGUACCGUCAUAACAUUGGGUGUUACGGAAGCUUUUAAAUGGAUGAAUAUUGGCUCAAUGGAUAUAGGGGAAUAUCUUGCAAUUGGUGCAAUAUUUGCUGCUACAGAUUCUGUGUGCACGCUGCAGGUGCUAAAUCAAGAUGAGACUCCUUUACUCUACAGUCUUGUAUUUGGGGAGGGAGUUGUUAAUGAUGCUACGUCAGUGGUGCUUUUCAAUGCAAUCCACGGCUUUGACCUCAAUCAUAUUGACCUCAGAACUGCACUGCGUUUUUUGGGCAAUUUCUUGUAUCUGUUUGCUGCAAGCACAAUGCUUGGGGUUUUGGCUGGUCUGCUUAGUGCGUACGUUAUCAAAAAGCUGUAUAUUGGCAGGCACUCAACGGAUCGUGAGGUGGCUCUUAUGAUGCUAAUGGCAUACCUUUCAUACAUGCUUGCUGAAUUGUGCUAUCUGAGUGGCAUCCUCACUGUAUUCUUUUGUGGGAUUGUGAUGUCACAUUAUACCUGGCAUAAUGUGACUGAAAGCUCGAGAGUCACUACAAAGCAUGCUUUUGCAACAUUGUCGUUUGUUGCUGAGACUUUCUUAUUUCUUUAUGUUGGUAUGGAUGCCUUGGACAUUGAAAAGUGGAGAUUCGUCAGUGAUAGCCCUGGCACAUCAGUAGCAGUUAGUUCGAUAUUGCUGGGUCUGGUACUUGCUGGGAGAGCAGCUUUUGUUUUUCCAUUAUCCUUCUUAUCCAAUUUGGCUAAAAAGUCACCAAAUGAGAAAAUUUCCUUCCGGCAGCAAGUGAUCAUUUGGUGGGCCGGUCUUAUGAGGGGUGCCGUUUCAAUGGCACUUGCCUAUAAUCAGUUCACCAUGUCUGGUCAUACUCAACAGCGGGCCAAUGCAAUCAUGAUCACCAGCACCAUUACUGUUGUGCUUUUCAGCACUGGGUUGUUCGGUUUGCUGACUAAGCCACUCAUAAGGUUUUUGCUGCCUCAUCCCAAGCAUACUGCCAGCAUGACAAGGGCAGAUCCAUCUAAUCCAAAAUCAGUUACUGCGCCGUUGCUUGGAGCUCCCCAAGAUUCUGAAGCUGAUCUUGAUGGCCAUAUUCAUCGUCCAAGCAGCAUUCGUGCACUAUUAAGCACCCCAACACACACUGUUCAUCGUUACUGGCGAAAGUUUGAUGAUGCAUUCAUGCGUCCAGUUUUUGGUGGGAGGGGCUUUGUUCCUGUGGAGCCGGGUUCACCAACUGAAAGCAAGGGUCCUUAUCACUGGCAUGGGGAAGAUAACCAAAGGAACAUCUAAAAGGUAAGUUCUGUAAAUUCCUUGGAGUUCAAGCAAUGCAUGUUCUGAACCACGAAUAGGAAUUUUGAUGUGAAUAUAUUAGGGAUAGGGGACCAUAGUCCUCUCUGUAAAUCCCGUUAAGCUGAGCUUAUAUUUCUUUUACUGUUAUUACAUAUUAUCAUAAAUUGGCGAAAUCUGUGGUUUGUACACGCCACAUUACAAUGUGUUGCUCGUGCUUCUUGUGAGAUAAAGGUGAAAUUCCAGCCUGCCUGGUUCAAAUGCCA
Messenger RNA from Neltuma alba, 2480 nucleotides. RefSeq names its product sodium/hydrogen exchanger 1. The record is from RefSeq and is a predicted model, not a curated record. The transcript has 15 exons. Lineage: Eukaryota; Viridiplantae; Streptophyta; Magnoliopsida; Fabales; Fabaceae. The coding region runs from base 568 to 2217 and encodes 549 amino acids. Gene Ontology annotation, biological process: regulation of intracellular pH; regulation of stomatal closure; potassium ion transmembrane transport. Gene Ontology annotation, cellular component: plasma membrane. Gene Ontology annotation, molecular function: potassium:proton antiporter activity; sodium:proton antiporter activity.